Colossoma macropomum (tambaqui) is the source of this 4356-nucleotide messenger RNA. It is a transcript of the gene srrm3, whose product is annotated as serine/arginine repetitive matrix 3. The transcript is spliced from 13 exons. NCBI's taxonomy places the organism in Eukaryota, Metazoa, Chordata, Actinopteri, Characiformes, Serrasalmidae. The record is from RefSeq and is a predicted model, not a curated record. The coding region runs from base 1 to 1926 and encodes 641 amino acids. Gene Ontology annotation, molecular function: mRNA binding.
AUGUACGACGGGGCGAGGGUUCCCUCCCCUGGGGAUGCCGCUAACGGAGUCCCCCUGCAGCCUGCCAUGCGCCCCAACGCUGACGAUGAGCCUGAGGAAGAGGAGGGUGUGCAACAACCGGAGCCUGUGCUGGUGAAGAAGGCUCACCGCGAGAUCCUGGACCAUGAGAGAAAGAGACGAGUGGAGCUGAAAUGCAUGGAGCUGCAGGAGAUGAUGGAGGAGCAGGGAUACUCAGAAGAGGAGAUCCGGCAGAAGGUCGGGACCUUUCGGCAGAUGCUGAUGGAGAAAGAGGGAGUCAUAACCAGAGAAGGAUCUCACCCGAGACCACCGGUCACCAUGUUGCCCCAUGGUGAUGAAGAGGAUGCCGAGGGCCGCGCGUUUGCCGUUGGCUACGAGGAAGACUACGACUGGCAUGGAGAUUACUACGAUCGUGACUCUGUCGCCCACGAUGACUACAGAACCAAGAGGAAGUCCAGCAGUUCACCCUCUCCUGCACCAAAGAAAAGAAAGAAGAAGAAAGGCAGAAGGCACAGCCGAGUUGACAGCUCCUCCCCCACUCGGCGAGGAAAGAGGAAGAAGAGCGGCAAGAAGCACAAGAGAGACAGGUCUGCAUCUGGGUCUAGAAGAAAGAGGAGACACAGGUCGGGCACUCCGAAGAACAAACACAAAGACAAGAGCAAACUGAGAAAGAAGUCUCCAGUAGAGUGUGCCAGCAGGAGGCCUCAGCACAGAGGAAGCUGCUGCAGCUCUCGCAGUGCCUCUGUCUCCUCCAUCGCCAGCAUCUCCAAAUCCCCCAGCAGGUCGAAUCCGAAGCACAGGGCGGACGGACACAAGCCCGGUGGGAGGUCCAGUCACAGUCCAUCCCCCUCCCUCGGCCCAGACCACGCCACCUACCGGCAGAACGGCCACCACAGUAACCGGGUGCGGAAUGGCAAAGACUCCGGACCCAACCACCUCGAUGGAGAGAAAGCGAACGAUAAGCUACGGUCACUGGCUUCAUCCUCCCCAAGUGAAGCACAGAGGCAGACGUCCCCCAGCAUAAGGGAAGCAAAGAGCCACGGCGCCUCUUCUAGGAGCCCCGGAGGAUUGCCUGUCGGAGAGGCGGGAAAAGGGGAUGAGAGGCAACAGCGGGGGGCCAAGCACCCCUCCGAGUCAUCAGGCAGACGGGGUGGCCGGCAGCGGGCUCAGGAGAAGAGCGGCUCUCCAGCACAUAGCAGUGACUCUCAGCCUGACCUCCAACCCAAAGCUAAGAGCUCACAUCAGAAAAAAGCAAAAGGGUCUCAUUCAUCAAAGAAGCACCACCGCGGAAGGGGUCCCAACCGUCACCGCAGCACGUCAGCGUCACCAGGACGGCACCGACACACGUCUGGCCGCAAGAAGAGCAAAUCCCACGGGAGUCUACGGCAGCGAAGUAGCUCCUGGAGCAGUGGCCGCUCUUCUUCACGCUCCAACUCCAGAGAGCACGCUCCCAGCAAGACCAAAUCCCCCCACACACGACAGAACAACUCCAGGGAAAGGGACAGUCCUCACUACUCUGAUGCCGAGAGAGCUCGUCGGCGCUCCCGCAGUUACUCUCCCAUUCGGAAGAGGAGGAGAGACUCGCCCAGCUUUAUGGAGGCUCGCAGAAUCACCAGUGCGCGGAAGCGGCCGAUCCCGUACUACAGGCCCAGCCCGUCCUCCUCCAGCUCAGCCAGCAGCUACAGCAGCUCCAGCCGGAGCCGCAGCCGCUCCUACGACAGCUACAGCAGCUACAGCCGGAGUCGCAGCAGGAGCCGCAGCAGAAGCAGGAGUCGGAGCAAAAGCAGCAGAAGCCGGAGCAGGAGCCGGAGCAAAAGCAGCAGGAGCCGGAGCCGAAGUUUCUCUCGCAGCCCCAGCCAGGCCCACAGCUACUACAGUCACAGCAGCUACGAAAGCCCAGGCUUCUGAGGAGAGUGAGGAGCCAGCGGAUGGGUACAGGAGGAUGGAUAAAUAGAAGGAUGAAUGGAAGAAAAAGCAGAGAUGAACAAGUUAUCCAAACUAAGCCAGAAUAUUCCCUUACUCUGUGUUAAAAACUCCUAAUAGGUACCUUUUACCUAUUACAGGUAGUAUUACAGAAAUUACAUUUUGGCUGUAAUCAUCAAAUUAGCCAAGAUGGUAGCUGAAGCCAGAAGCCUGGAGAAAGGGCAUUAAACACUGUUCAAAAGUGCAAAACAAUAAUCCAACAUGGACAAGUCUGCAGUGACAUUAUUUUAGAAAAAAAAAAAAACGAUCUGGCGGGAAUAUCUACAUAAUGAUAUGCUAUCACACAUAUUGAUAUUGUCAGCAAAUAUCAAUGCAGUGUUGCUAUGGCAACGGGACUGUCUACAGACGCCAAAAAGCCGACAGAACAAAGCAAAGAAAAGCACUUUCAUGUCUGAGAGACUCUUCCAAGUUGUGAAAAUAACCAAAAAAGGAUCAGCAGAAGCAGAGACAAAUUAAUAAGUCCUGGGGUCCUGGGCACGGCCACCCCCCACCCCCUCCCCAUACUGGCCUGCACUGUGCCUAUCAACGGUCACCAUAACAGCGCAACUGUAGUGUGCCAAGGUGACCACCACAACAGCAUAAAAAAACGUGCAAAAUGUUCACAAGCGAUUGACCACCACCUCAAUUGCAUACAUUCAGAAAACCAGAUUUUGAAUCCUGGGUACCAAUUAGCAUUGUGUUUAUUAAUGGGUAUUAAUUAGAUCAUAAACAGCUUAAAAACAAUGUGUUGAUGACAGAUAAAAAGGGCAGGAGUGAGCUGUUGUAUCUGUUGCAUAUCUGAUAAAGCUGACAGGUAUAAUGCUGAAUUAAGAGACAGUAUAGAUGAAUGUGGGCUCACUAUCUGGCAAGCAACAGGUCACUGUUGCCCUUUUUUUCAGGAUUUUUCCCCCAGAUUUCUCCCCAAUUUAGUCAUCUCCAAUUCCACCCACUAGUUAGGACUCUCUCAAUCACACGAUACCACCAGCACUAGAAGGGUGACGGCUAGCACAGGCUUCCUCAGAGACCUGUGAAGCACCACCGCAUCUUUUCAAACCACUGCUUUUGCAGCGCGCUCGGAGGAAAGCGCCAACCGCCAACUCACGUUCUCCUGAUGAUAGAGCCAACGCUUAGACGAUUGUGCCACUCGGGAGCCCCCAUGUUGCCCUUUUUAUUUAUGUUCUAUAACUGCUUAUUAAUGAUUUUAAGAUGUUUAUUACCUGUUUAAUAACCAACAAAUUUUAAACCAUUCAUAAACCCUUUAUAAGGGUGGUCUUUACGCAAAGUGGUACUUCUGAGACUAUUGUUCCAUCAGCACGUUAUAUCAACACUCUGUCUCUUGAUAGGUUAAAAUAAAUGCAACUUUUUAUAAAUAUAUCAUCACUGGCCAAAAAAAACAAAAAAAACUUUUUGCCGAUUUUUUAUUUUUCUAUGUAAUUUGAACACAGCAGUGGUCAAAUACCAAUAGACAAUUACUUGGGUAAAAAGCUUAUUAUAUUAGAAUGCUUUUGCCCUCUCCUGGAGAUACUUUGAUGAUUUUUUUGGACAGUGACGAUAUGCUGCUACGUGCCCAGUAGACCUAUUUGAUAAUCCGCCCCUGUGUAGACGUAACAUAAAGGUAACAUAAAGACCGAAGACCGAAGAAGGAGCAUCCUGAGGAGAUGAAUGUAAACAGCUAGAGGACGAAGGCCACUCACUGGACGACGCAGACAAACACUCUGUACUAUUCUUCCCCCCUAAAGACUUUGAAACGAACAAAAGCGAGAACAAACGAUUUCAAAAGCUCAAGUUUUGUUAGCGGAAAACGGGACUGUGUGCUUUUCUAAACGGUGUAUUAUAACUGUAACGUAUGCCGGGAUGCUGACGUGUGAAGGUCUAAAAACUGCAAGCUCUGGCUGUAAACUAUGCACUGUAUAUCCCUCACUAUAACUACGUUAGGCUUUGUAUGUGGAAGCGUUAGCAUGAUGCUAAAACGUUAGCAGAGGAGAGGUCACAGAUGUGCGUGUAAAUUUCUCUUCUACUCCUCCCGUAUCCCUGGGUCUCGUUAACAAUUCCAUAUCGGAUGCACCUGUAUGUAGAGAACCUUUUAGGACUGCGUUACUUCGGUCCUACUUUUCUUCGGCUGUGGUUAGUGCAUACAUGGUUGUAUCGCUACGUAGAGCUUUCAAUCAUUUAGUCAGUUUCUGUACAGUUAUCAGUUAUUAUUACCUUUGCUGUUUUUUUUUUGUUUGUUUUUUUUUUGGGUACCUACUACACCCUCCCCCACCCCCGUAGGUGCCCUGACAUACUUACCCUGAAACCAGGCUGCAAAAACACACCUGCACAUUUCUUUUUGACCAUAUUUAUUUAACUGUGUACUGAUUUAUUUAUUUAUUUAUU